AUGAUGGCGCACGGCUCAUAUCCCACGGAGCGGAAUCUGAUCACAGCCGCUCAGUUCCUUCACCACGAGCUUCCCGUUCGACUGGCUCAUCGCGUCACGGAACUCGAAAAUCUUCCCUACGGCUUGUCGGAUAAAGCUCCCAUUCUGAAGGUGCGAGACUGGUACGUUGACUCGUUCAAGGACAUCUCCCAGUUUCCGGCCAUUGAGAACGCCAGAGAAGAGAUGCGCUUCACAGAGCUCCUAGAUCAGGUGCGGAUGCGGCACAACAACGUGAUGCCGACGGUGGCGAUGGGAGUGAGCGAGCUGAAGAGGGACAUGGUGGCGGGCAGCACGAGGCAGGGGCUCGACAGCAUGCCCGAAAUCCACCAGUUCCUGGAUCGCUUCUACAUGUCGCGGAUAGGCAUUCGUAUGCUCAUUGGCCAACACGUCGCGCUUCAUAAACCGUCGCCGCCGCCUCACUAUAUAGGUCUGAUCUGCACCAAGGUGUCGCCAGUGGAGGUGGCACGGAACGCAGUGGACGAUGCGCGGUCAGCAUGCAUGCGCACAUACGGCUCUGCCCCUGACGUGCACAUCUAUGGCGACCCUGACCUCAGAUUCGCGUACGUGCCAGCCCAUCUGCACCAGAUGCUGUUUGAGCUGGUGAAGAACUCGCUGCGCGCCGUGCAGGAGAGGUUCGCUGAUGCUGACCAUGACCCGCCGCCCAUCCGCCUGAUUGUGGCUGAUGGCAUGGAGGAUGUCACCAUCAAGAUCUCGGAUGAGGGUGGGGGAAUUCCGCGCAGUGGGCUACCAAAGAUCUGGACAUACCUUUACACCACGGCCCACUCGCCCAUCGCUGCUGCCAACCAGCUGCACGAGAUGCCCACCGUCAUGGCGGGGUAUGGGUACGGGCUGCCCAUCAGUCGGCUGUAUGCGCGCUACUUUGGAGGCGACCUGCAGGUGGUGUCCAUGGAGGGCUAUGGCACUGACGUUGCUGCCACUUCAUGCCCCUCCACGUCUCUCCAAGGUAGUUCAAGCCUUUCCAUGAACAUCGCCGCUCACAUGUAUCACCACCGCCGCCCACCUGACCGCGCCGCCCACCUGGACCGCCACCUCCGGCCACAUGGACCCCCAUCACUGCCCACCUUGACCGCCAUCACUGCCCACCUUGACCGCCAUCACUGCCCACCUGGACCGCCAUCACUGCCCACCUGGAUUGCCAUCAUUGCCCACCUGGAAUGCCAUCAUUGCCCACCUGGACUGCCAUCAUUGCCCACCUGGACCGCCAUCACUGCCAUCUCCUCGAUGCCAUCAUCCCCACCCACCACACCGCCCUACCUUGAAGCAGCAGCAUAG
Messenger RNA from Closterium sp. Naga37s-1, 1332 nucleotides. The record is from the annotation of a GenBank genome assembly. Lineage: Eukaryota; Viridiplantae; Streptophyta; Zygnematophyceae; Desmidiales; Closteriaceae.